UACCUAGUUACGUCUGGGAUAGCAUCAGUCUUCAAGUUGCAUACCCAAAGAUAGAAGCCAUGGCCAUGAGCAAGGCAGUGAUCGUCUGCGCCGUUCUACUAGGGGUUGGAGUCUUCGGAUUCCCGGAUGGACACCAUCACGGAGGUGGCGGUGGCGGUGGUGGUGGUGGCGGCGGUGGUGGCGGUGGCCAUGGACAUGGCCAUGCUCAUUCUUUCCAGCACUACCAUGGACCAGUAGAAGGACAUGGAGUAGAAGUCACAUGGAAGGAUAAGCAUGGGCACCAUCAUCACGACUUCAAGGCACAUCCUAAAUACGAAUUCGCUUACGGAGUAGAGGAUCAUCACACCAAGGACUUUCAUGGACAAAAAGAGCACCGUGACGGCAAGGACGUUGCCGGCGAGUACCACAUUCAUGAACCCGGCGGUAACGUGAGGACUGUCAAGUACCAUGCCGAUCAUCAUGGUGGAUUCCAUGCUGUCGUUCAUAAUUCCGGUGGAAACGACCAUUCCGGAGGAACUUAUGGCGGUCAUGGACACGGACAUCAUUAAGCUUCCCAUUGCCAUUCAUCUCCACGCAAUCAUCCUCCGGAAGAUCGAUCUCUAGCGACUUGGACGUCGUAUCCUGAUACAAAAAAAAAUGCGAUCAAUACGUUGCUAGGAGUCGUCGUUGUUUGCGGACCUGACACUUUGCACUAAAGACCGUUUCGUUUUCUGUUAUAUUUGUAUGUUAUCUAGAUUUAUAGAAUUGACGACAUACUAUUUGGAAUUGCUCUGAUAUAUAAUAAAGACAUGAAUAUACAUUA
Molecule: messenger RNA, 802 nt
Organism: Cephus cinctus (wheat stem sawfly)
Lineage: Eukaryota; Metazoa; Arthropoda; Insecta; Hymenoptera; Cephidae
Gene: CPR11
Product: adult-specific cuticular protein ACP-22-like
Exons: 4
Coding region: 60-548 (162 amino acids)
Cellular component (GO): extracellular matrix
Source: RefSeq, a predicted model, not a curated record